Varroa destructor (honeybee mite) is the source of this 10375-nucleotide messenger RNA. It is a transcript of the gene PolZ1, whose product is annotated as DNA polymerase zeta catalytic subunit. Gene Ontology annotation, biological process: error-prone translesion synthesis; double-strand break repair via homologous recombination. Gene Ontology annotation, molecular function: DNA binding; DNA-directed DNA polymerase activity; nucleotide binding. Gene Ontology annotation, cellular component: zeta DNA polymerase complex; nucleus. The record is from RefSeq and is a predicted model, not a curated record. Lineage: Eukaryota; Metazoa; Arthropoda; Arachnida; Mesostigmata; Varroidae.
GUGAGGCAACGUUGCUGAAAAGAACCGCCUUUACCGUUUGAAUAAUUACUCAAAUCCGAACGUGUCCAGCACAAACAGAAGAGCUAAACAAAGCCUAAAUUUCAGAUAAGACAAAUUAUAAUCAUUUUGAAGCAGCAAUGGAAUAUUGUUCGGUUAUUAGACUCUCUGCGCGGGUAAACUUCAGAGUAGAAGUGUUCGGAAUCGAUGAUUGCCGAACCUAUCAGUAAAUAAGUUCAGCACAACCUUUCAAAUCUAAUAUUCGUAUUCAAAUAGAAAAUCGCGCUGACUUACCCAUUCGACAGUGGCACCAGCUUUGGGUGUUAUACUGCUAUGCCCGUACCACCACAAUGACGUCUGUGACGCAAACUUCUUGUGAUUACAGGUUAGGGGUGCUUUCGUGCUCGGUACUCAUAGUUGACAGUUAUCAGACCGACCCAGUCCCUGGGCUCGACGAAACCUUCGCUUCGGCAACAAAAACGCAGCUCCACAAGGUACCUGUCCUACGCGUCUUCGGAAUCGAUGUAGAGAAUAAAGGUCGGAAGGUCUGUGUGCACAUACAUCGGGUCUACCCAUAUUUGUGCAUAGCCAUGGGAUCCGAUGUGCCCGACGAUCGGCGCAAGAACACCUUUGUGGAGGCUUUGGAGAAAGCUCUUAAUGAACAUGCGAAAGUGGCCAGGCACCGUGUUGUCGAAGCUACCUUCUUUAAGGGACGAAAAUUUUAUGGCUACCACGCUGAUGAAGAAGUUUUCCUUCAGAUAGCGUUCAGUGAUCCCCGUACUAUCAAACGUGCAUCAGAGGUUAUUACUUCUGGACAAGUAGGAAGUCCCAUGCCUGUUUUCGAGGCUCACAUUCCCUUUAAUCUACAAUUUAUGAUAGACAAUCAAAUACAGGGUAUGAAUCUUUUGCAUAUCGGUAAAUGCCAAUUUCGAAUUAAUAGUGAAAAACCAACAGGAAGUGCAAGUUCUACACUUACAAAGCAAACGUGCUGCCAAGUGGAAGUUGAUUGCGUCAUCGAGGACAUCUUGAAUCAGGUGGAGGAGGUGGAAAUGAACCCGGGUUUACAGGCAAUUUGGCAGGAUCCGCGACUCAGCGAAGUCGCACAGUUGGAUACAACAAUAAUACAACGCGUUAUAGUCCCAAGCGAGAGGGAACUUUCGUAUAGAAAACUGUUGUGGAAAUUUCUCGGUAUACCGAUUGAAGAACAAGAAAAUCUUGCUGAGGGCAUAAAAAAUGAAUCAUUUGAUGCACCCGAUAAGGCCGAACAUGAGAUUGAUGCAAAGAAAGGCUUAUCUCAAGAAAGCCAGGUGAAGUUUCAGGAUACUCUCCUUGAUGCUGCGGCAGAUUUGCUUAAUGGAGAAGCUGAUUCAGUACUUUUUCAGGGACCAAGCGCUGAUGAUGAUGAAUCGUACGAGCGAGAAUCAGCUGAAAUGUCUCAGAUUAUUUCGGAGGAUAUACUGCAAGAUACUAACAGCUUAGAAGAUUCAUCAGUAUCAGAAAAAACACCUGUCUCUACAUUAUUUUCGGAUACUGAAAGCACACAUACAGAAAAUUCUACCCAGUCGUUUCUGGCGGAGCUUGCUGCAAUGCGUGAGGACACGGAAGGUUCGCCAGUCAGGCACGAACAACAGGUACAGAUUCAAAGUGACAGUAGUGUUAUCUUCUCUGAUGAAGAGACUCUUAUCGAGGUGCCCGCGAGUGAUGAAGAGAGUGUCAAAGAAGAAGUAAAGACUAAGGAGCCUUCGAUAUGCGGAAAAAUUGAGCAACCAUCGACUUCGGGAAUUAGCCACUUGACGACCUCGACUGCUCCUCCCAGUGCUUCCCUCAGACAAUCGGAAACAGCAUUGGUAAAGCUCAUAGAUAACGACGUCUCCUCUGAUGAAGAAGCUAUGGUUGGCAAUAUUACUAUAGCCACAAUUAAUGAGGACCAAGAGACUCCCACAAGGUCACCUAAAAGGUGGGACGUUCUAAAAGACUUGCCGCAGAAAAAACGUUCUGCAGCCGUUGAGGAGAUCCUGCAGUGGUUACGACGUAAGAAAAGUCGAACUUUCGGGAAUACUGAAGGAACAAAGCCAGAUCAAACUAUUAGUCAGCAUUCAUCAAACGACACGCUCACGCAAGACCUUCGGUUUGCGUAUAGUUUUGGGGGGACUCCAGAAACGACUGAGAGAUACUACGAGAUGAUUACAUCGUUAGUGUGUGAGGUUCAUUGUGCGACAAGGGGUAACCUAAAACCGGAUCCUGCGUUCGAUCGGAUACUGGCAGUAAUUUUCGCACUACACAAAGACUUCCCGGGAGAAAGUGACGUUAUACAAAUAAAAAUUAUCUAUGACGGGUGCGUUAGUGACACAGCAUUACGAAGAUCGUUACUUGCAGAGAUUGGCAUAGUUAACAGUGUAGAGUUGUUUAGGUGUUCCAGUGAAAUUAACCUGAUUAUGAAGCUUACGGAACAACUGGCUAAAUGGGAUCCAGAUAUUAUUCUUGGGUACGAAACUGAUACUCUAUCGUGGGGUUUCCUUAUUGAACGGUGUCUAGCUCUACAGAUGAAUCCGAAAUUACUUCUGUCUAGGGUAGCCGUUGAAGUAUCAACUGAGGAGUCUGCCUGUCAGCCACAAGCACAACCGCCAGAGUUAACAGCUGGCGUAAGGUUCGAUUCAGAUAAGGAACGCUACUUUGAGUCUUGGGAGUAUCGACUCACUGGCCGAGUCUUGUUAAAUGUGUGGCGAAUUUUACGAAAAGAACUGUCACUAACAAGUUAUAGUUUUGAAAAUGUGUACUUCCAUAUACUACAUCGGAGAGAAUCUAGAAUUGCUUGGAGAACGCUUCGAGAAUGGUACGAAGACGAAUUACUUGCUAGUCGCAGUCUUGCGUAUUAUGUAAAAAGAUGCGUCGGAUGCCUGGAAAUGUUAUCCAAGCUUGAGAUUUACACAAAGACCUGUGAAAUGGCUCGAAUUUAUGGCAUCCAGUUUUAUGAAGUACUAAGUCGGGGCUCACAAUUUCGAGUAGAGUCCAUGAUGCUCCGGUCAACGAGACGGGAUGGCUUCAUUGCUUUGUCACCUACAGUACUUGACAGAAACCUGCAGCGAUCGAUGGAGUGGAUUCCAUUGGUUAUGGAGCCGCAUUCAAAUUUCUACACAGACCCAGUGGUAGUGCUAGACUUUCAGUCACUUUAUCCAUCUGUGAUGAUCGCUUACAAUUACUGUUUCUCUACAUGUCUUGGAAAAGUUCAGGAUAUAGUGAAGGGAACCCAGUCAAUCAAGUUUGGUUGUUCAGAUCUUUUAGUUGAUAAGAACAAGCUAUUACAGCUUAAAGAUGAUCUUAUUAUUUCACCCUCAGGGUCUAUUUUUGCAAAACAUCACAUCAGAAAAGGCAUCUUACCUCAAUUGGUCGAGGAAAUUCUUAAUACCCGUAUUAUGGUUAAGAAGGGUAUGAAGAAAUGUAAAAGCAAGUCGUUUCAUCGCAUACUUGACGCGCGUCAACUCGGACUAAAGUCGAUUGCCAAUGUCACGUAUGGUUAUACUGCGGCUGGCUAUUCAGGCCGGAUGCCGUUGGUUGAAUUGGCUGAUUCUAUUGUAAGCAAAGGUAAAGAGUCUCUUGAGACCGCUAUCAAAAUUGUCAAUACAACGCCGGAAUGGGGCGCCGAUGUCCUUUACGGUGAUACAGAUAGUAUGUUUAUCUUGUUAAGGGGUCGUGACAAAGCUGAAGCCUUUAGAAUCGGCAGGGAUAUCGCAGAUCGCGUUUCAGCUAUGUUCCCGGAUCCGAUGAAGCUCAAGUUUGAAAAAGUCUAUUUGCCUUGUAUAUUGGAGACUAAGAAGCGUUAUUUUGGAUACAUGUUUGAAAGCGAAGAUCAGAACGAGCCAGUGCUUGACGCCAAGGGGAUUGAGCUCGUUCGCCGUGACGGCUGCAAGGCUCAACAAGUAAUUUUGGACAAAGCCAUUAAAACGCUGUUCGAUACAAAAAACUUCGAUGCGGUUAAGAAGACAGUACAGAAAAGCUUUGAGCUAAUGCUAAAGGGACAUUUUGGGCUUCAUCGAUACAUUUUUGCAAAAGAAUACAAUGGCGCUAAGUACUACCAGAAAAACAGCUGUGUACCCGUUCUAAAGGUGGCGCGUCUGCUAAAGAUGGAUGACCCACGUGCCGAACCUUUAGUUGGCGAACGAGUUCCGUACAUCGUGACGCAAGGUUGGGAUAAAUCGCGGAUAAUAGAUCUGGUAUCGCAUCCGGAUCGUCUGAUCCAAGAUUGUCGAUUGAGACCAAAUAUAACGUACUAUAUUCUGCGAGUAGUAUGCCCUGCACUGGAUCGUGCCCUGCUCAAAGUCCGAACAGCGGAAUGGUAUCACCAACUACCUAAAAAUCUCCGAGUGCCGUCAAGUAAGGAAGGCGUAAAAAAAACUAUGGUUCAUGAAUACUUUGACGUAAACCGCUGUAUUAUAUGCGAUCGUUCAGAACCGUGUGUGAAUCGGAUCUGCGAGGGCUGCCAGUCAGAUAGUCAGAGGGCUGUGUAUGUGAGCCAGAGCAAAAUGCGUGACCUAGAAGAUGAUUUUAAUCGAAUACUAGCCAUUUGCCAAGGGUGCACGGGACGGCAGGACGUAGAGAAUUGCAUCUCGCUUGACUGUCCAAUUUUCUUCCGAAGAAUCAAUCUUCGUCAUCGCCUUGAAGCUGUUGAACAGCUCAAACUAGUACAGUACAUGUUUUAAAGUUGAACAUUCGGAUCUCGGGUUUUUUUAUGCGCUGCAAUACACACUAUAUUGUUAAUACUGAAUCGUAAUAACUGGGUGUCUGCACGAUCUUUUAGAUAUAGAUUUUGCUAAACUGAACUGUACUUCAAGUUGUUGAGUGGUCAACUAGAUUAAAAACUGCGUGAAUGUUUUACGUUUCUACUUACUGCUCCAGAUGCUUGGAAAUUACCUUUGUUCUUCUGAAUGAAACGCGUAAACCUUUAUCUUGGCCUACCUCAGUUAUGGGCCGCGUAAUGUAUAGUCGGUCACGAGUAGACAACUGUCACUGUUUCUUCGGUUUUGGGAAUCCUUUUAUUACGUUUAUUCUUUUGGGAUCUCUUCUUUCUGAUAGGCAAAAACCUCGUUAGCUUCAACAAAUUGAACAGUUUAUCAGAUUGGCUAUACUUUUCCUCGACUGCAAAGUUCGGCAAUUUCGCAACAAAUUACCUCGGGUCGCUAAAACUUGGUACUUAUAUCUUCAAUAACUUUUUUUUAUUGCCUUUUUGCCUCAAUGAUAUUUUUGUAAAUAGCAUAUCAAAUACCCUAGUAAGUCGAAUAUGUAAAUAGGCUAGGUUCGUGUAUAAAGAUAACGUCUGUGUAGAGAAUAAAUCAUUUUUGUAUUGACUCUGUUUGUUUUAAUGUAUUGCAGAAUAUAACGUUUAUGGCACCAAUUAAUGUUUUGCAAAAUAUUUGCAUUGCAUGCGCUUCCUACAUAUUGAAAUGCAGCGACAGUUUUCGUGUUUAAUUUGUUACUUUUACCGAAUCUUAUCGUCUAUAAAUAUAGCAUUCAUUUGGUGGCUUUGAAAUAAUGCUUUUGAUAACUACUAGAGUUAAACAAUGCUGUCAACCGAAAUGUUUCUAUUGCAAGGAUAGUGAUAAAAUUGUUGAGCGCUGUUCAAUUUAUUUUAUUAGUAAAAAGAGCAAAAAACAAGACAAAGGAUGAACCACGUGGUCUACCUGCUUAGUGUAAAAUGAAAUGCCGCACAAUAUUCCGGGUAGAUUUUUUAAAUGUCAUUCAUUUUAUGCACGCGGCAAUCAUACUACUGCGGCGUAUGCGUAUUUUUUUUUAUCUUUCCUGUAGGAAUUAUAUGAAGAAUUAGAAAAGUAUAGAAAACUGAUAUUAUCUUAAUCAAUUGAGUAUCUGCUAACUGGUACACCUCUAAACGGAUAUAGAUCACCUCUAGACCUUCUUCAUCAAAGCAUAGCUACAACUACUCUGCUGUAUAUAUGACAAGGUUUUAUGUUUAGGUUAUGGCAUUUCACGAAACGCUGCACGCACUAUAGAUGGGCUCUAUCCACUAAAAUGGUUCUUUGCAAAAUGGCUUGUUCUAUUAGUUUACGGCAUCCUUCCGAAUAUCUCAUGUGUGAUUUUUUCUAACAUUUGGCUCCCCAUUAUACAUUUUUAUGAAUGAGGUAUUGCAAAACCUUUUCAGCAGUAUCAACUUCUUUUGUCGUCGUAAAUGAUACCAUAGAAGCAGGAUAUUUUUUAUCUGCUCUAUGUCAACCUGGCACAGUCAACAGCAGAUGGUUUUAUUGAAAAAUUUCUUUUCAAUAAUACUGUCGACUAGUCUCUGUUACCUUCAUACCUUUUUUGAGCGAUAGAACGUAUUUUAUUUUUUUAAGGGCAAUGUGGCUGUGGAUUAUGUAUCCCUCGCUAUACCUUUCGGUUGUUGUGAUCUUACAAAUACAGUGUCUGACGGAAGUUGUCUAUAUGAUUCAUUUAUUAAAACUAGACAGGCAGCAAAUAUACUAAAUAUGCUCUCCACACGUAAUAAGCUUCCUUGUUUAUUAGGCCAGUAGAUGAAAUCAAUUUUACUAUAACGUACGCUGUUAAAAUAACUGAAAGCGCAUUCCAGGUUUAUCGCUUACAAUUGAAUAAAGUUAAUUUACUAACACAAUAAUUACGUCAAUUACGGUGCGCUCAACAGUAAGUAGAGGCGUUAUAUAUAAUAUUAUAUGAUAUAUAUAAUAUAUUAUAUAUACAAUAUUGUAGUGUAUAGUGCGUUACGUAUUAUAUGGUCUCACUCAAUAUUCGAUGCGGUAAACCGAGCGUGAUUGAUAAUAGGCGUAAAGUGCGGCAGAAAUCAUCAUUUUUUUUAUUAAGUGUACCUUAAAAUUAGCAAAUUAAACAACUUAAAUACUUGUCACUGAGUUCCGGCUGCGUAUAAAGAAGCAACCAAACGUGCGAUUUUGUGGAGAAAUAUAGCUGUCACCACUGAUCAAGCUAAUUCAGAAAAAUACCGGAAAGACAGCUUCCAGCCUAGGACUGUCUAGGUGUCUUAUCGUUUUGCGAAGGUACUAAUAGCCUGAAAGGCACACGUGCGUUUAGGUCGAACUCAGGGCGUGUCACCUAGAUGCUAAUGAAGAGCUCAGAACUGGACGAUCAGAAACGUUGAACGUAACACUGACGUUGCUGGUCAAAGCGUGUUAGAAUUGAAUGAAUUGCACUCGUUUCAUUUUGCCUUAUUGUCAUUGAUCUUGAAUAAUUGUAAUAAUAUUAUAAUAAUAAUAGUCGUAUGUCACAACACACAAUCUCUCGACUAACUUCUAUUAAUAAAAUUAUUUAGGGUGCCAAAUAUCGUCCUUCCUUUAUUUAUUCUGAAUUCAGUAAAUAAUUAAGUGUCUAGAUUUCCUUUAAUUUUCGAGCUUCACAUAAGGAGAGAUUUGCUUCGAGUGGCAUGGGACGUGCGUUUCUAAAGCGAGGAAUGUCGUGAUUAACGGGUAUACUGUAAGAGUGUUACGCAAAGAAGGGAUCAGUAAAAUUCAUAAACCUUCCUUACAACCAAAGACUACAACGAUGCCAAAAAAAUGUCAAGUGAGCAUAGUUUGAUAUACUGCACCACUGAGUAAAUCCAAUUACAAACGUAAAGCUUACUUUUCUCAAUACGUUAAAUGGCGUCAUGAUUGGCACCGUGGCCUUAAUAUAUGUGAUUAUGCAUUUCCUGUUUAUCUAGAAAACCCUUCGAUGCGUACUCAUCAUUACAGCUUUGAGCAAACUGUUGAGACUUCUUAUAAAUUUUUUAUCAUUUGUUAUGGUGACAUAACUACACUUCCAUAAUUAAGUGCGCACAACUUGGAUUUCGACAACGAUCCGCGGUUAGCCAAGUAUGAUUUAUCAACGCCAUGAUAGUAAAUGGCACUUGACAGGAGUACUGCCGCUAUUUAACUAUCGUAUACAUGUCUGUCGUAUACAAUAUGCUGUACUAUACAUAUUGUGUAUUAGCUAUUGUACUAGUGUUCAUAGUUGUCAACGUUUGAUCUCGUCUGUCUAGUCGGUUUUUGGUGGGUAUAACGACUGCCACUGCAGCCGUACGGUGCUCUUUGUGUACUGUGGUCCCCUUUGUAUGCGAAUUUUCAAUUACCAUUGUUUUGCUACAAGUUUUUAUUAUCAAAAUAUUAGUUCGUGAAAAUUGUUUAGUUCAGAGUUUACUUGCUGAGGAAUUGAUUUUUGUCUCGAUGAUUACCUCAUGUAUUUUUACUCGGGUCGUGAAAACGAGAGUUUCAAGUAUCGCAAAACCUUCAGCAAUACUAUUUCACAAAAUUGUAUACGCUUUAGGCAAAACAAUUGAAAGUGCUAUUUUAAUUAGAAAAUGUCUUUUUCUUUAACUAACAUUGGGUAUUUAUUGCAAGCUUGUUAAGACCAAGCACUUUAUUCGCGUAAACAUUUAGUACACAUCGUGUCAAGCUCUAAUCAAAUCUGGUUGCUCUGGGUAUCUCGUAGACAACAUACGUUAGCUAAGGCUUUAUACCUUCCGUCUUUAUUUUCUUCUACAGAAGACCAAUUUUCUGCUUUAGGAUUGAGGGUACUUAUGUUCUUUGCUUUGCUCCCUUUGGUGAUUCUUAUCUGCGAUUAAUGACGCUGCGUCAAAGCCAAUAAAAAAAAGUAAAACCAAAAAUUAUACUAAUAAGUAUUCCUCUCUCACGAAAUCAAACAAAUUGGGUUUAAUCUUUUGGAAUGCGUCCUACAUAUGUUAGCGAGAAACGAUAUCCACUUGUCUUUCAAACGUGUAUUGAGAAAGCGUGUGUUCCGAGUGUAGAUGAUUUUCGAAUUGGACACAUUUUUAAUAUUACUUGCACGUUGUUUAUAAGCAUAGGAGGGACCUUGAGCUCGCGCCUGAACGUCAAUAAAACCGACUAUUUAGUGUAUUUUAUUUCCUUAGGAAAAGUAUUUGUUGCGUAGGAAUUCGAAUAAUGAAAUAAAAACAUUUCAAGGUUUUUAGAAACAUUUACAAAGAGAGAAAUUGGCUAUUUAGUCUAAAUCCUAUUCUAACUUUCAAGUCUUAUAGAUUCGCUUCUGAUUUUCAAAGGGUACCGCACAGGGAAGAAAAAAUACUGGCCUUAUUAGUUCACUUUAAUGCAAACGCAGUGCUAAUGAUAUACCUAAGCACCGUAGACGAAAACGCACACGUUCGGCGUAACGGCUAUUGUACACCCCGUAUCGUUAAAAUGGACAAAAACUGGCUUCAUUUAUACUGAUGAGCAGGCUCAUCCGAUAGUAAAUAAUGUUCUAUGGGUUGCUAUUUUGUACUGUGUUAUUCAAAUUUCAAAGGAAAUGCAUUAGACGAAUCAAAUGACGUUGAGCCGACGUCAGGAUUCGGUGUUCAAACGCCCGCAUUAUAUGUUACGUUUUAAGUGAGUGAAAAUUGAUUUAAGCACCUCAAUUAAACAACAAUUAGCUGUACUCUCGGAACAAUAUCUACGUGGUAAGAGAUCAUUCUGUUUUCUAUACUUAUACAAUGACCAAUGUUAAAUAUUUGUAUAAUUAGUUUUAUAUUUUAGCUGGUUACACCAAAAAUUAACAAAACUGCAUAUUCUUCAAUAGUGCUUAUAACUGGACAACCGAUAUCGGCUACGCAGACCUCUAGUCUUAUCGAUUUUGCAACAAAACGUGCUGAUAUAUGAAGUUCGAUUGGAAGUCGUCACCUGAAAAAGCUAAUCGUUGCGUAAUUCAUAAUUGCAAAUGACAAUUUUCAAGAUAACGGAAAGCUGUCGGCAAACGCAAUAACAGAGGGAAAAGUUUGACAGAAACAUUUCUAGUGUUUGAAGAAAAGACUUCGGAUCAAAAAUACGUACGCUUCAUAGAAGAUACGGAUAAGGACGUGGAGCAGUAGCUGUUUAUAGCAACAAGCGAUUUCCCAUGAAAAAUCACUUUAUAUAUAGAUUUCUAUAAAUGAUGUACAGCUUUUCAUAUUUAGUAAUGCGAGACUAUUAGGCUAAUACAUCUGUCUAGCAUUGGUCCCAAACUGGGAUAUUUGCUCAAGUGGAAAAUGGAGCGGAAGAUCUGUAGAUGAGAUACAUAUGAGACUAUCAACUUAACUUCUUGUCGGAAAAGUAGUAUUAAAAAAUACAUUGAAAAAUUUUAUCACAAAUAUUUUGAUGGUUAAAGUGAUUCACAAAAAUUGUAAAUCUAUUAAAGUCGUUGCUUGGUUUCCAAUGAAUGUAAGUCCAAUUCAGCAUUCGGCGAUGAGAAGCAAUCCAAUGCAAUACCCAAAAGUGGUUACUCUUCGAACGUUUGCUGUGUUAUAUAUGCAUCUGUUCUGUAUCUUCCAGCUAAUCACAAUAAGAUUGUGCAUUACCUAUUUAGUCUGUGCUAAAUAGGCAUAUAAAAGUGUACGGUAUUUACGUUUCCCAUGCUGAUUCUGUGAGAAUAAGCAAGUUUG